This is a messenger RNA of Durio zibethinus, 1668 nucleotides long. RefSeq names its product homocysteine S-methyltransferase 3-like. Gene Ontology annotation, biological process: S-methylmethionine cycle. The record is from RefSeq and is a predicted model, not a curated record. Lineage: Eukaryota; Viridiplantae; Streptophyta; Magnoliopsida; Malvales; Malvaceae. Gene Ontology annotation, molecular function: zinc ion binding; S-adenosylmethionine-homocysteine S-methyltransferase activity.
ACAACUAGAACCUUUGUCCUCAAAAUCUUGGAAGCUUUGCCAGCUCUCUCUCUCUCUCUGUCUCUCUGUCACACUGUCUCUUUGUUUCUCCAACAGGGGAUUGGAAGGCAUGGAACCAUCGGUGUUGGUGUCAGAUUUUCUUGCAAAGUGCGGUGGGUAUGCAGUGGUAGAUGGUGGGUUCGCUACUGAACUUGAACGCCAUGGCCAAAACCUCAAUGAUCCUCUUUGGAGUGCCAAAUGUCUUAUCAGUUCUCCCGAUCUUGUUCGAAGGGUUCACCUAGAUUACCUCGAUGCUGGUGCAAAUGUGAUUAUAACCGCAUCUUAUCAGGCAACUAUUCAGGGUUUUGAAGCCAAAGGCCUAUCCAGGGAAGAAGCUGAAACAUUGAUUAGGAGAAGUGUUGAAAUUGCUUGUGAGGCUCGGCAAAUUUAUCAUGACAGAUGUACCAAAGACUCUUGGGACUUCCUUCACAGCGAGAACAUUACCACCAGACGUCCAGUUCUAGUUGCUGCUUCUGUGGGCAGCUAUGGGGCUUAUUUGGCUGAUGGAUCUGAGUAUACUGGCAACUAUGGCGAUUCAAUGACAAUGGAAAAAUUGAAGGAUUUUCACAGGAGAAGGGUACAGAUUCUGGCCAAAUCAGGUGCUGACCUCAUUGCAUUUGAAACCAUUCCAAACAAGCUAGAAGCACAGGCAUAUGCUGAGCUUCUCGAGGAGGAAGGUAUAGACAUUCCAGCUUGGUUUUCUUUUUCCUCCAAGGAUGGAGUCAAUGUGGUUAGUGGUGAUUCUAUUAGUGAGUGUGCCUCCGUUGCGGAUUCAUGCAAGCAAGUUGCUGCUGUAGGAAUCAACUGUACCCCUCCUAGAUUUAUCCAUGGACUAAUUCUCUCCAUUAGGAAGGUGACAGAUAAACCGGUGGUCAUAUAUCCCAACAGUGGUGAGACUUAUGAUGCAGAAAGCAAGCAAUGGGUGAAAUCAAGUGGGGAAGCAGAUGAGGACUUUGUGUCAUAUGUAGGCAAAUGGCGAGAUGCUGGCGCAUCUCUCUUUGGUGGGUGCUGCAGGACUACUCCAAACACCAUCAGAGCCAUAUCCAGGAUUCUCUUUGACAAAUCAUCACUUACCUUGUCCAAGGCUGAAGAUAAUUAAAUCAGAUGUUAAUCUGAAAUUUUACUUUCUUGGACAUUGACCAUAUGAAUCCUAAAUGGAUCAGAAAUAUCAUAAUCAAGUCAAUGUAACGACAUGCUCUAUGUGACAAAAAUAAAGGUUUAUUUACCCGUCUUGUGCAGUCUGUUUGAGAAAGGUAUUAUAGGUUAGAGGAACUUUAUAAUUUUUAGUUUUUCAGAAUUAUGAAGAAAAAAAUGAAAAGAAUAGGAUUAUCAUAAUUUAAAUAUACAGAACUAAAAAAAAGCAAUGUGUUAAGUCAAAUGCAUUGACAUACUACAAAGAUUUCUUCUGGUUGUGGUCAUUCACUUGAAGAGAAAGCAUUGAAGUUUCUUAGGAGGAUAGAAAAGGAUUCAUGGAAGCCAGAUAUUUCAACUUUACUGAAAAUGUGCUGCAGGAAGAAGAGGAUGAAGACACUUAAUUUUUUGUUAAGCCACAUUUCAAACAACGAUGUCAGUAUUGAUCAUGCAAACUAUGCUGUUUUGGUCUGUGGGCAGCUAGACUUGGUUUUCUUA